Hippopotamus amphibius kiboko is the source of this 2769-nucleotide messenger RNA. RefSeq names its product antigen WC1.1-like. NCBI's taxonomy places the organism in Eukaryota, Metazoa, Chordata, Mammalia, Artiodactyla, Hippopotamidae. Gene Ontology annotation, cellular component: membrane. The transcript is spliced from 15 exons. The record is from RefSeq and is a predicted model, not a curated record. The coding region runs from base 73 to 2769 and encodes 898 amino acids.
GGUCUGGAAGAUUCCUUGUAUGGUUUGAGGAAACUGAGGCUGUUAUCCAAGGACAAGAGGGUCACCAGGACCAUGAACGGACACUGCUUUCUCCAAGGACUUGUUUUUCUCCUCUUCGGUGUUCUAUCGAGUGCUCAAGGCAGUAAACAGCUCCGCCUGCUGGACGGGGGUGGUCGCUGCGCCGGGAGAGUGGAGAUCCUUUACCAGGGCUCCUGGGGCACCAUCUGUGAUGAUGACUGGGACCUGGACGAUGCUCACGUGGUGUGCAGGCAGCUGGGCUGUGGAGAUGCCCUCAACGCCUUGGAAUCUGCUUACUUCGGGGCGGGAUCAGGGCCCAUCUGGCUGGACAAUGUGAAAUGCAAAGGACAGGAGUCCCACGUGUGGGGGUGCCCUUCCCAGGGCUGGGGGCGGCACAACUGCAGGCAUGUCGAGGAUGCAGGAGUCAUCUGCUCAGGAUUUUUGCAUCUGACUGGAGGUGGUGGACCCUGCGCAGGACGAGUAGAAGUGCAUUCUGGAGAAGACUGGAUUCCAGUGUCUGAUGGGAACUUUACCCUCCCCACUGCCCAGGUCAUCUGUGCAGAGCUGGGAUGCGGCAAGGCUGUGUCUGUCCAGGAACAUGUGCCCUUCAGAGAGUCAGAGGGCCGGGUCUGGGCUGAAAAGUUCAGGUGUGAGGGGGAGGAGCCUGAGCUCUUGUCAUGCCCCAGAGUGCCCUGUCCAGGAGGCAUUUGUCACCACAGUGGAGCUGUUCAUGUUGUCUGUUCAGCAUACACAGAAAUCCGGCUCAUGAGAAAUGGCACCUCUCAGUGUGAGGGGCAAGUGGAGAUAAAUAUUACUGGACAAUGGAGAGCACUCUGUGCCUCCCACUGGAGUAUGGCCAAUGCCAAUGUUGUCUGUCAUCAGCUCAGCUGUGGAGUUGCCAUUUCUACCCCAAAAGGAGCAGAAGGAGGUGAUCAGAUCUGGAAAGCCCAGUUUCACUGUUCGGGGGCUGAGUCCUUCUUGUGGAGUUGCCCUGUGACUGCCCUGGGUGUUCCUGACUGUACCCAGGGAAACACAGCCUCUGUGAUCUGCUCAGGAAACCAGACCCAAAUGCUGCCCCAGUGCAACAACUCUGUGUCUGAACCAGCAGGCUCCGCAGCCUCAGAGGAGAGCGCCGCCAACUGCUCAGACAGCAGACAGCUCCGCCUGGUGGACGGGGGCAGUCACUGCGCCGGGAGAGUGGAGAUCCUUCACCAGGGCUCCUGGGGCACCAUCUGUGAUGACAGCUGGGACCUGGACGAUGCCCACGUGGUGUGCAGGCAGCUGGGCUGUGGAGAAGCCCUCAAUGCCACGGGGUCUGCUCACUUUGGGGAGGGAUCAGGGCCCAUCUGGCUGGACGACCUGAAGUGCACCGGAAAUGAGUCCCACGUGUGGAGGUGCCCUUCCCGGGGCUGGGGGCGGCACGACUGCAGACACAAGGAAGAUGCAGGGGUCAUCUGCUCAGAGUUCCUGGCCCUCAGGAUGGUGAGCGAGGACCAGGAGUGUGCUGGGUGGCUGGAAGUUUUCUACAACGGGACCUGGGGCAGUGUCUGCCGCAGCCCCAUGGAAGACAUCACCGUGUCUAUCAUCUGCAGACAGCUUGGCUGUGGGGACAGUGGAACCCUCAACUCUUCUGUUGCUUUUAGGGAAGGUUCUAGACCCCGGUGGGUAGAUUUAAUCCAGUGCCGGAAAACUGAUACCUCUCUCUGGCAGUGUCCUUCUGACCCUUGGAAAUACAGUUCAUGUUCUUCAAAGGAGGAAGCCUAUAUCUCCUGUGCAGGAAGGCGACCCAAGAGCUGUCCAACUGCUGCCCCCUGCACAGACAGAGACAAGAUCCGACUCAGGGGAGGAGACAGCGUGUGCUCAGGGCGGGUGGAGGUCUGGCACAGCAGCUCCUGGGGCACAGUGUGUGAUGACUCCUGGAGCCUGGCAGAGGCCGAGGUGGUGUGUCAGCAGCUGGGCUGUGGCCAUGCGCUGGAAGCCAUGCGGGAUGCAGCGUUUGGCCCUGGAAAUGGGAGCAUCUGGCUGGACGAGGUGCAGUGCGGGGGCUGGGAAUCCUCCCUGUGGGACUGUGCUGCGGAGCCCUGGGGGCAGAGCGACUGCAAGCAUGAGGAGGAUGCUGGUGUGAGGUGCUCUGGUGAGAGGACAAAAGUUCCCCACACCCGUGGAAGCACCACUUCAGGCUCAGCUCCCAACCCUGGCAUCUUCUCCCUUCCUGGGAUCCUCUGUAUCAUUCUGGGGGCCCUUCUCUUCCUGGUCCUCAUCAUCCUGGGGAUUCAGCUACACAGAUGGAGAGCAGAUCACCAAGCCUUAUCUGCUUUUGAAGAUGCUGUUGAUGAAGCCUUAUACCAGGAGAUCGAUGACUUCAUAAAACCAAAGAAGGAAGACCUAUUGGACAGCCCAAGUAACCUUUCUGAUGACUCAGCAACAAAGCUGCCGUAUUACACAGGGGACAAUGAGGAGAAUGGAGACCCUGACUCUGCCCCAGAGCCUCCAGGACAGCAUAUCAACACUGCGGGAAAUGGUUAUGAUGAUGUUGAUGAGUUACCUAUUCCUGUAAAUCCUUUCUUCCCUGGGAUGAGUGAGCAUUAUUUUUCCCCAGAGGAUGGAGGUGAUGCCAGGUAUUCCCAGACAGGCAUCUCUCUGAAGUCUCUGAGAGAAGCUGUCAACUAUAGCAUGGAAGAGAAAGAGUCUUCAUUGGUGCUGAGACAAGAAGAGCCUGGGUAUGAUGAUGUUGAGCUUAACACCAUGUAG